Molecule: messenger RNA, 12884 nt
Organism: Cheilinus undulatus (humphead wrasse)
Lineage: Eukaryota; Metazoa; Chordata; Actinopteri; Labriformes; Labridae
Product: unconventional myosin-IXAa-like
Exons: 45
Coding region: 389-7786 (2465 amino acids)
Biological process (GO): intracellular signal transduction
Cellular component (GO): myosin complex
Molecular function (GO): microfilament motor activity; ATP binding; GTPase activator activity
Source: RefSeq, a predicted model, not a curated record
CGAGGAGAAAAAGGAGAGAGAGCAGAGCAGAGAGGAGCUGUGGGAGGAAGGAGACGUGACGGGAGGACUUAAAACAGGAGCACCCGGGACUAGGAGGGAACACAGAGGAGAAAGUGGAUCAUAUUUGCUGCACAUUUGGAGAUUUAAGCGGCGGGAUACGUGGUGCGGAGUGUUACGCACGACAGCGUUUCCCUGCGGUAAAAUCAGCCUGAGUUUUUGGACAGGAGGCGUACGGGUAGCCUGCCUGCUCUUCCUCUUCAGAAAGGAGGGUUUAUAGCGGGGAGGUUUACGGAGCAGCACACUGAAGGCGCAGAGGAGGAGUUGGGAUGUCCUGAGUCAGUCCUCCGGGCCCAGAGAGCGGUGUGCUGAUGGGACCUGCUGCGCCACCAUGAGCUUACAAGAUGGCGGCUGCAGCUACGCCAGCAGCGCCAACAUGGCCACCGCUUGUGGCAGCAUGCGGCGGCGCCUGGAGGACCAGGACUUCAGCCUGCGCGUCUAUCCGGGAGCCCUGGCUGAGGGAACCAUCUACUGUCCUGUCAGCGCCCGCAAGAACACCACGGCUGCUGAAGCCAUCGAGGUUCUCAUCCAGCGGCUGUGCCUGGAGCGAACCAAAUGCUACGUGCUAGCUGAGGUGAAGGAAUUUGGCGGGGAGGAAUGGAUCCUCAACCCCAGCGACUGCCCCGUUCAGCGGAUGAUGCUGUGGCCUCGGACUGCCCUGGAGAACCGCAGCGGUCUGGGUAGUGGCGAGGACUACCGCUUCCUCCUGCGAGAGAAGAACCUGGAUGGAUCUAUUCAUUACGGCGGCAGCCUGCAGAUGUGGCUGCGGGUGACUGAGGAGCGUCGGCGCAUGGUGGAACGAGGGUUCCUCCCCCAGCCCACAGGGAGCGACCCUCCGUCCGACCUCUGCACUCUCCCGGAGCUAACAGAGCGCACUCUUUUGGAAAGCCUUCGUGCACGUUUCCGCCAGGAGAAGAUCUACACUUACGUUGGGAGUAUUCUUAUUGUGAUUAACCCUUUCCAGUUCCUGCCAAUCUACAACCCAAAGUACGUCAAAUUAUAUGACAACCACGCUUUAGGGAAGUUGGAGCCACACAUUUAUGCUGUGGCAGAUGUGGCUUAUCAUGCUAUGCUACAGCGGCGGAAGAACCAGUGCAUCGUCAUCUCUGGUGAGAGCGGGUCAGGGAAGACCCAGAGUACCAACUUCCUCAUUCAUCAUCUGACGGCGCUCAGCCAGAAGGGAUUCGCCAGCGGGGUGGAGCAGAUCAUCCUGGGAGCCGGCCCUGUGCUGGAGGCCUUUGGGAACGCUAAAACCGCCCACAACAACAACUCCAGCCGCUUUGGGAAGUUCAUCCAGGUCAACUACCAGGAGAGUGGCACUGUCAGAGGAGCGUAUGUGGAGAAGUACCUGCUGGAGAAAUCUCGUCUAGUGUAUCAGGAGCACAAUGAAAGGAACUAUCACGUGUUUUACUACCUUUUGGCCGGAGCCAGUGAAGAGGAGAGGAAGUCUUUCCACCUGCUCAAACCUGAGGAAUACCACUACCUCAACCAGAUGACAAAGAAAUCACACAAACUGCACUGGGACAAUUACUAUGAGAGCGAUCUGCAGGACUGCUUCACAGUGGAGGGAGAGGAUCUGAAACACGACUUUGAGCGGCUGCAGCUGGCGAUGGAGAUGGUCGGCUUCUUACCCACAACACGAAAACAGAUCUUCUCUCUGUUGUCUGCAAUCCUCCACCUGGGAAACAUUCGCUACAAGAAGAAGACCUACAGGGACGACUCCAUCGACAUCUGUAACCCAGAGGUGCUGCCCAUCGUCUCUGAGCUGCUAGAGGUGAAAGAGGAGAUGCUGCUAGAAGCGCUGACGACCAGGAAGACGGUGACAGUCGGGGAGAGGCUCAUCGUACCGUACAAACUGGCUGAGGCAGGCACGGUGAGGGACUCCAUGGCCAAGUCACUGUACAGCGCGCUGUUUGACUGGAUUGUGUUCAGGACCAACCACGCCCUGUUAAACAACAAGGACCUGGAGGACAAUUCAAAGAUUCUGUCCAUUGGAGUCCUCGACAUCUUUGGAUUUGAGGAUUACGAGAACAACAGCUUCGAACAGUUCUGCAUCAACUUCGCAAACGAGCGUCUUCAGCACUACUUCAACCAACACAUCUUUAAAUUAGAACAGGAGGAGUACAGGGCAGAGGGCAUCACCUGGCACAACAUCGACUACAUCGACAACAGCGGCUGUCUCAACCUCAUCAGCAAGAAACCCACAGCGCUGUUCCACCUGCUGGACGAGGAGUGCAAUUUCCCUCAGGCAUCCAAUCAGACCUUGCUGGACAAGUUCAAGCGUCAGCAUGAAGGAAACAGCUACAUCGAGUUCCCCGCCGUCAUGGAGCCCGCCUUCAUCAUCAGACACUACGCUGGGAAAGUCAAGUACGGAGUCAAGGACUUCAGGGAGAAAAACACUGACCACAUGCGUCCGGACAUUGUGGCCUUGCUUAAGAGCAGCAAGAACGCCUUCAUCUGCGGCCUGAUGGGAAUCGACCCCGUGGCCACUUUCCGCUGGGCUGUGCUGCGAGCGUACUUCAGAGCCCUGGUGGCUUUCAGGGAGGCCGGCCGCAGACAUACACAUAAAAAAACAGGGAAUGAUGCUGCUGUUCCCUGUUCUGUUGCUAAAGCUGUCGACAGUUUUAGUUUCCUCCAUCACCCGGUUCACCAGAGGAGCCUUGAGAUCCUUCAAAGAUGCAAAGACGAAAAAUACAGUAUCACUCGUAAGAACCCUCGGACUCCUCUGUCAGACCUCCAAGGAACCAACGCCAUGAAUGAGAAGGCCAGCUGGGAUGGCUUCGGUGUUGGCUGCAACGGUCGCCGGACUGGUCGUCUUUCGUCAUCAGGGAGUCCCGCCCUGGAAGAAGACGGGAUCUUCAUCCAUUCAACCAGCAGCAAACUGCUGGAGAGAGCUCAGGGCAUCCUAAUGAGAAACAAAAACUGCAAAAGCAAGCUCAGCCUUCCCAAGCACUUGUUGGACGUGAAGUCUCUCCGCUACUUGAGCAGCGUGACGCUCCACGAUCGCAUCACCAAGUCUCUGCUUCACCUGCACAAGAAGAAGAAACCGCCCAGCAUCAGCGCUCAGUUCCAGGCUUCCCUCAACAAACUGAUGGAGACUCUCGACCAAUCAGAGCCCUACUUUGUCAAAUGUAUCCGCUCCAACGCUGAGAAGCUGCCGCUGCGUUUUAAUGACAGUCUGGUGCUCAGACAGCUCAGAUACAUGGGAAUGCUGGAGACCGUCCGCAUCAGACAAUCAGGAUACAGCAUCAAGUACACCUUCCAGGAAUUUGUGCGUCACUUUCAUGUGCUGCUGCCUCGAGGCACAAAUCCGACCAAGUCCGGCAUCAGGGAGUUUUUCCGGCGGAUCCACCUGCCUCCUGCUGGCUAUCAAGUGGGAAACACGAUGGUGUUCCUGCGUGAGGCAGAGCGUCAGCGUCUUCAGACCUUGCUCCACCAGGAGGUCCUGCGGCGGAUCAUCACUCUGCAGCGACGCUUCAGGGCCAUCCUGGAGAGGAAGCACUUUGUCAACAUGAGGACAGCCAGCUGCGUCAUCCAGCGAUGGUGGCGAUCAUGCCUUCUCAAAGAGUCCGCCAUGGAGUCCGGCUAUGAGGAGGGGGCUGCGGUGUGUCUGCAGGCGGCCUGGAGGAGCUACAAGGAGCGCCGGAGGUUCCUGCAGUGGAGAGACUCGGUCAUCAUCAUACAGAGGACCUGGAGGAGCUGUCGCCAGAGAAGAUCUGCGGCGGCCAUAACGGUUCAGGCGGCAUGGAGAGGGUUCAGGGAGAGGAGGAGGUACCUACAGACCUACAGGGCGGUGACGCUGCUGCAGGCGGCAGGCAGGGGAUACCUGGCUCGACUAAGAUUCAAGGAACUGAAGGAGCAGCAUGAACGACUCAAACAACAGAGUCUUCCUGCAGAGAUGGAUGAAGGAGCCAUGGAGGACCUCGCAUCAUCAGCGCAGGAAGUUUGUGCCCAGGACAUAUCUGUGUCUGAAAACCUUAAACCUACCCUGUUCGACACAGGAGACACAGAGAAAGAGGAAGACUCAGAGAGAGGUAAAGACGAGAUGAGUCAUAAGAACCGAUCCAAAAGAGAGAGCAGGCGGAUGAGAGAGCUGGAGCAGGCUCAGUUCAGCUUAGAGCUCCUCAAGGUCAGAAGCACCAGCAUGGGCGCUCCUCUGCAGGAAGACUCUAUCCCAGAUAACAGACACUCACCGCGGGGGUCUCCAGCCAGUCAUGGAAGUUUUGAGCUGCUCAGUGUAGAGGAUAUGGAGACUGAAGGCUCUGCAGGCUUUAGUUCACAGCAGAAUGCACCUCAAGAACAUCCCCAGAGUCUGAAUAUUCCGCUCCACAAGGAGCUCAGAGAUUCAAACUUUAACGAAAAGCCUGCGAUGGAGCCACCAACAAAAGAGGAGAGUCCAAGGGCAACAUUUUACAUCCCCUCUGACCAAAGUCCAGUUCAUGAACCAAAAUUUGAAAGCCCAAAUAAAUCCUACAAAGACAGAAGAGAGUCCACGUCCCGGAGGCCCGUGGUGGUGUUGAUCAGUAUGCAGAAGGAGAGUCCUGUGGAGGAGGGGGAGCUGCUGGCAGCCCGAUCCCUGGAAAGAGCUCUGGACACACAAGCAGCAUCGUCUAAUGCGCAAACAACACCCAUCACAGGCUUAGAGGUAGUGUCAAAGACAGGAAAACCUCAUGGAAACACUACCCCGGUGAAGAAAGGUGCAUCAGAGCGAGUCUCAUCUUCAACCAGCCAUGGAGCGUCUCCAGAGGUAACAGGGAUUAGCUCCUCAGAGGUGGACAUCCAGAUCAGCCUGGGGCCGAAAGACGGUGUCCCCACUGUUCUCUCUAAGCAGCAGCAGGACAGGAAGUCAACCUGGUCUGUAAAGGAGGCCCCCAGCCCGGUCCUGGACACCAAACCUCCGAAAGCACAGAAGAAGAGCUCGGGGCAAACUGUGAUUGUGAACAUGGUGGAGAAACCCUCCAAUACCGUGUUUUCGCCGCCCAGACGUAAACUGCCCUUCUCCAAGUCAGAUAAGGAUUUAGUGAACCAGGAAAGGUCUCUGGCCAUGUUCAGAGAUGAUUCCAAAACAUCUGGGUCGAGAAACAGAGAGGUGGGUCGCCCUGGCCCCAAAAAGAAAGCCCGAAUGUCCCGGACGCGCUCCGACUUCCUCACCCGCUGUAACUCUGAGGGAGCCACCCAAUCAGAUGAUGAUGAUGAAUACUACGUCCCCGUCCACUCCCACACGCUGCCCCCCUCCCUGACUCCCACACGUGCCCACCCGGAGGCUGACUGUCACAGUGACUCGGAGAUGGGCUCUCACAAAGACCAGAAAAAGAUCCACAAGACCAUGUCCUCAGGAGACCUGGGCAAGGUGGAAGUCCUCAGGAAAACCUCCAGUCAGGAUGGAGGCAUAAUGAAAGGAAAGAUGAGAUUCUGGAGUAAAUCAAGGCACAGCGAGAAGAAACUGUCAAGAGAGAAACAGGCCAGCAGGAGUGAAGCUGAAGUCCCCUCUCCUCCUCACAGCCCUGACUUGGAGGCGGCUUAUCCUCGGGGGGUCAGGGACAGUAAGGAGAACAAGGAGCUGUCUCCGAAGAUGAGGAGGCGUCGUAGCUUGAAGAUCAGCAGCAUCACUCUAGAGCCGGCUCAGUGGCAAAACGACUCUCUGCACAUCCUCACGUCUGCGCACGACUACCGCAGCAUGAACGACUUCCUCAUGAAGAAGAUUGCAGACCUGGAGUCUGAAGAUGGAAAACAUGACACAAUGGUUGAUGUCGUCUUCAAGAAAGCUCUGAAAGAGUUCAGGAUUAACAUCUUUAACUCCUACUCCACAGCCUUAGCGAUGGAUGAUGGGAAGAGUAUCCGUUACAAGGAUCUGUACGCGCUGUUUGAACACAUCCUGGAGAAGUCGAUGCGUCUGGAGCAGAGGGACUGGAGUGAGUCGCCGGUGAAGGUGUGGGUCAACACCUUUAAAGUGUUCCUGGAUGAGUUUAUGACCGAGUACAAACCCAUGGAGGGAACCAUCGGCAGGGCUCCUAAACGUGAACGUAAAAAGUCGAGGAAGAAGGAAACUGACAUUGUGGAAGAACACAAUGGCCACAUCUUCAAAUCCACACAGUACAGCAUCCCCACGUACUGCGAGUACUGCUCCUCGCUCAUCUGGAUGAUGGACCGAGCCUGCGUCUGUAAACUGUGUCGCUACGCCUGCCACAGAAAGUGCUGCUCCAAGAUGACCACCAAGUGCAGUAAAAAGUACGAUCCAGAGCUGUCGUCUCGUCAGUUUGGCGUGGAGUUGUCCCGUCUGACCAGCGAGGAGCGAGCUGUACCUCAGCUGGUGGAGAAACUCAUCAACUACAUCGAGAUGCACGGCCUCUACACAGAGGGGAUCUACAGGAAGUCAGGCUCCACCAAUAAGAUCAAAGAACUGCGACAGGGGCUGGACACAGAUGUGAGCAUUGUUAACCUGGAUGACUACAACAUCCAUGUCAUCGCCAGCGUUCUCAAACAGUGGCUUCGUGACCUUCCCAGCCCUCUCAUGACAUUUGAACUGUACGAGGAGUUCCUCAGGGCCAUGGGUCAGCCAGACAAGCGGGAGGUGAUCCGCGGGGUGUAUUCAGUCAUCGACCAGCUCAGCAGGACGCACCUCAGCACGCUGGAGCGCCUCAUCUUCCAUCUGGUCAGGAUCGCCCUGCAGGAGGAGACUAACCGGAUGUCAGCCAACGCCCUCGCCAUCGUGUUCGCUCCAUGCAUCCUUCGCUGCCCUGACACCAUCGACCCGCUGCAGAGCGUCCAGGACAUCAGCAAAACUACAGCGUGUGUCGAGCUGAUCAUCAACGAGCAGAUGAGCAAAUACAAAGCUCGUCUGAAGGACAUCAGCAGUCUGGAGUUUGCAGAGAGCAAAGCCAAGAGCAGACUGACCCACAUCAGGAAGUCCAUGAAACCAGUACUAAUUGCUGUUAGGUUUAUGAGCAUAACCCGCACUGCCACCCCGCCUAACACAGCUAAACUAAAGAGCAAAAGUCGGGUUCGACAGAGCAGCACCCACACGCCCUCUCCUCCUCUCAGCCCCAGGGCGCCUUCCGUGGUGGAUGGUGAGACUGCAGGGGGAGGAGGAAGUGGAGGAGUAGAGGAUGCAGCAGAGAGCGGGCUAAACGAGCAGCAGCAACAGGCGAUGCAGCAGGAGGAACGAAUCCUCACUGAGCAGAUUGAGAGUCUGCAAAAAGAGAAGGAGGAAUUAACCUAUGAGAUGCUGAUUCUGGAGCCACGGGCGUCUGAUGAUGAAACUCCUGAAUCCGAAGCAUCCAUCGGCACAGCAGACAGUUCAGAAAACAUCACCAUGGAGACAGAAGGAGCCACCUCAGACCCCUCAGAGCGCGGCACGUAUCGCUCCAGAAAGUCAGAAGCAAAAAGCAGACGAGCUCUUCGUCGUCAACCCGACUCCCAGGACUCUGCAGACUCCACCUCCACCCUCUCCUCCUCCUACCACCCAUCCUCCUCUCUCUCAUCCAACGCCUCCGGCUCUCCCUCCCCUCACUACCGCUUUCGCUCCUCCUCCUCGGGGCCCUUGCUCACGUCUUGCGGCUUGGGGGCCCCGCUGGCGGAGGCGGAGGGAAGCCUAAGAUCAGGUAAGACCCGCCACAGGCUCCGACUCAGCCGCAGCUCGCCACGCGAGGGGGGCCACAGAAGGGAGUCGGACUUCAGCGCGGGGCCUCAGCAGCUGGUUCUGUACGGCAGCAAUGAGUUCAUGGUGUGAAAAUGAGGAGGGAGGAGAAGACGGCUGAAGCUUGAGAGGGAGAGUCGGGGUGAGAUGAGGCUGGUCAUGGGGCGAGGUUUGAGCCCCUCCUCGGCGCCCACUCCCUCUCCUGGUCUGGAAAGAGCAGAACUCAGUGGGAGUUAUGGAAAAGAGGACACAGAGAGACAUAAUGUCAGGAUUGAUUGCUAACGUAAACAGAAAGGAGUGGUCAACCAUGUUGGUUUCAUCUGCUGGAGCCUCACAGUCGAUACUGGAGGAGAGAAAUCCCACACCUGCAAAGCCAAAUCUUACCGUGCCCCCAUCUUUCUUUUGAGCAUGUGGGCAGCCACCCAGAAGAAAUGUAGCCAUACUGACUGACUGAUUUAAACUGGUGGACGUUUCGUCUGUAACCAGCGCCAAGCUAAGUCUGCUUUUUCACGUUUACACGGGACACACCAGCCAAGAGGCUGCAUGCGACUCCAUCACAUUUUCCUACAUCAGUUUGGAGAUUGUACAGAAGUAUGUUACAGCUGUAUGUUACAUUAUGAUUAUUAUUAUUAUUAAUAUUAUUAUAAUUAUGUUGCAGAGGAAAAAAGUGUACAUAGGAAGAAAAGUCCAGUGCUGCUCCUGGUUCGUUCAUUGUUGGAUUUAUCUCUUUUUCCUGUUCUUUGUUUUGCAAAGUGAAGUGUCUGGAAUUUUAGGUUCCACUUUUGUUUCUGUGCUGUUUUCUUUUCUUGAUUAUUUGUUUCUUUUUCCUUCUUCCCAAUGAACAGAGCCAGUUCAACUCUUGAGAAAUAAUAGAAGGAAAAGCUGUGGAUGUGCGCUCGCAGUGCUGCGUGUCGUCUGGUGUCACGUUUACUUGACUUUGGGGAUCAAACGUCAAUCAGCCAUAAGUGUAUUGUAUCUGCCUUUCCCUGCAAGCUCUCUUUUCUUCUGUUUUUAUCCAGAAACAUCAGUGUUACUGCGCCAGGACUUGAAUUUUUUAAAUAUAAAUAUAUUAUUGCUGUAUUAUAGGUGUUGUUAUUGAUAUCAAAGAUGUCAUGUUUUUGCUGUCAAUAUUGUUCCAUGGUUUAUUUUUGCUCAGAUGAAAGCCAUUAUUUUUUCUUCCUGCGUGUGUGUGUGCAUGUUUGAAUGAAUGGACGAGUUAUUCCUGCCACUGAAUCAACUCCCACUCUGUGCAUGUGUUGUAUUCUUUUACACACAUUCACAGGUUUGCCACCAGAAAUAUGGUGUUCUUGUAAAGGUGAUAGAAGUCUCUGCAGCCAUUGAGUGACACUAAAACUAACUCAGAUGCACACAGUGUUUCAUACGUCUGAUUUUAAUGCACAUGUGGGGAAACUGGUGCACUUGCUCACAAAGUCAGACCGUCCAUGAUUUCCUCUGAGCCAUCCAGAACACUCUUCUUCGUCUUGACCUUGUUUCUCCAAGUCAUCCUCAUAUUUGUUACUAUCCUCUAUUUUCUGAUCUUUAUCUUGUCCUUUCGUUGCCUCCUUUUUCAUCUCAAGUUUUGUUAUCUUUUUUCUUUUCUUUGUGUUCUUUGCCUUCUUCUUGCCAUCCUUAUUUUUGGGGUCUUUUACUUGUCGGUGUCUGUCUUUUUGUUCUUUUUAUUGUCUUCAUCUCUUCAUUCUUUUUCUUCUGCUCUUUGGUCUUAAAAGGGAUAUUACGUAUUUUUUUAAGUUGGGUUGUAUAAGGCCUUGGUCCUCAUCUGGUGGAGUGAAGUCCCAAAGGCCACUUUCACUGUGCUGUGGAUGUGUGUCUGCAAAAAGUCUAUGAUGUGCUUUUAUUUUAAAGUGUUUGUCUCCAUCUCCUUGUUCUGUAACAUCAUUUGUUCCAUCUCAAGUCCAAACUGCCCAAUUUCUAACUAAAAAUAUUAAGUUUUGAUUGAAAAAUUGUAGAAAUGUGGUUCCUGAAUUUUUGGUAAGGAGGAGGUGGUGGGUCCUAAAGCUGAACCAACUGAAAACCAGUGGUACAAGGUACUUAGUAAUGGUAAUUGUACUAGUCUGCUAGCCCCUGUAUGGAGAGCACGCUUAUGGCAACAUAGCGAUUUGGAUGGUUUUCAGCUGCUCCACAUAUUUUAGUGCAAUGGUUCUCAAUUAAUGGGGCUUCAGCACCCGACACCACUUUCUAUGAGAAAUCAUAACAUAGAUUUUCAACUGCUCAAAUAAAUUUGAUGAAAAAUGUUUUAUUUUGGACCUUAGAUGUAACAAAAAUAUGCUUGAACAAGGAGACAGAACAGAACAAGCAUGUUUAAAAAGUUUUACAAGGGCUUGCAUGCAAUUUUUCCCCCAAGAUAGUGUAAAACUUUUGGUAAUUUCUUGAGGAAUAACCUCGCCAUCUUGGGUUUAAUAAGUAGAAAUAUGGAGAAAAUAGCUGAAAUGUCCUUGCUGUUACAUCAAAACUAAGUAAAACAAAAGUAUGGAUUUUUUUCCACUCAGGGCUUCUGUGCACCUUAGACUUUUUGCCAGUUUUUUUCCAGGUAUUCAUUCCCAUCUCAUCUCAUCUUAAAUAUCUCUGCAACCCACUCUUAGGUCCUGGCCCACUACUUGAAUACUACUGAUGCAGUGAAUUUAAGGUAAAAAAAAAAGUCAGUGUUGUCUUAAAUGGCUGCAACACAGAGCAAAAUUGAAGCAUUUCAUUCUUCCUACUAAAAGCCUCUGUGUUUGGCACUAUUGCUAUGCAACAAAUCGGCUACGUGUUCUUCAUUGUCCUCUGAACAGCUGUUUGGGUCCCAGCGCUGUAACAGGAUCCAGUACCGGUUACUGAGUUUUUCAUAGUUGUUUAUUCAUUGAAACAUUUUUACAUUGAAGCUGUUCUCCGAUUAACAUUAUGAAUGUCAUCAGCUAUAGAUUCUUUGCCGAUGACGUCAAACAGCAGCAGUAGUGAUUUCUACCUAAAGAGAUGCUUUGCUGUUUAGCUGUUUAGGACUAUGCCAAGCAUUCAAAGUGCGAAAAUGUGAACAAUCUUUAUUGUCAAGCUACUUUAUUAAUCCAUCUCUUUUAGGAGAUCUAGAUCACUUGGCUCAGCUUGGUAGAGCUUGUUGUUUGGCUCCAAACAGAUCUUCAUUUGGUCACAGUCUGUCUUUUUAAUGUGGAUCAAAUAAAGAGAUAGGAUGGAGGAAAGGAAACUGGCACUUAAGCAGGUGCUAGCUACCAUAAAGGAGUCUUUUUGUACCACAGGCUCGUUUGUGAACUGCUCAUAUUUUCUCAAUCUCUCACCCCACAAGGUUUAUUGAGUUGAUAGUAUGUCAUUGUUUCACUUUAAAGGAUGUUUGCGACAAAACAAGAAUUUUUUAGAUGUUGAAGGGGCUCAGCUAGCCUCUUAGCUCAGUACAAGACUCCUCUAGACUCUUGUCUCCCUUUAUCUGGCUAGAUGAUGCUUGGACAUUGAGUAUUUGUGAUAUUGAUCGCCUCCUUGCCAGGUCAAUCAGUUAAACUGUAGUAAAAGCCCUUUUUGGUAAAAUGUAGGGAUUGAAUUCAAUGUAUGUUGAAAUUUGCUAACUUUACUCGGUUCCCAUUCUUUCCUGAAGGCUGUCCCCCACUUCCUGAUCCUCAGACAUUCAAAUGAUUGCAAACAACCUAUAGAGAGGAAUACUAAAGACAAGUAUGUACUACAGAUAACCAAGUACAAUAAUGGGUAGGCCUGUAGUGUGAGUUAUUCAAUCUAACCUUAAACAGCAGAUUACAAGAAUAAAGUGCCACUCAUCAAAUUUUAGUUUUGCCCUUCUUGUCAGAGUCUGUUCUUUCAGUUUAUCUUGCUAUAGCUGAAGAAGAUCUGUAAAACACUGGUGCUCAGAAAGGCAGGGAACUCCGGAUGGUGAGUGAUGCAGCUGCUAUCCUCUUAUAAAAAAUGAAAGACUUUCAGCCUGCUGAGUCUGCAGAUGUUGUUCCUCUGUGUACUCUGGGCCAUGAAAGUGCCCCCUUGUAGCUCCUGUAAACGGCAUGUCAUCAUCACUUGAAUCAUAAAUGCCUAUUAAUAGUUAGGGUUUUUGUUUAUGUCAGAGCUGAGGUGGAAGAACACAUAGCAUAUUUCUUGGAUCACAAAAAAGUGCAAACACAGUGGCUUUCAGGAGUAAAAAAACAUUUUAAUUUUUUUUUUUUUUUUUAAACGCUGUAUUACCUAACUUUCUUGCCCAUUCCUGCAGCAUGCUCUUCUUCAAGGGAAAACACAGACUGACAUUUGUCAUGGCUUAUAUAAUUACUAUUGCCAAGUACCUUAUACAGCCACACUUCAAAAAAUGCUGAAAUAUCCCUUUAACUUUUUUUUGUCGUUGUCAUCUUCUUUUCUUGUCCUUGUUGGCCUUCUUCUUCAUCAUCUCUGAUUUUUUUUUUUACUUUUAUUAUCUUAUUCUUUUGUUUUGUUGUCUUUUUUAUGUCUCUCUCUCCUCUCUCCCUCCCUCUCUUCCCCCUUCCUCUCUUUCGUCAUAAUACCAGCUCUUCCAUCCUCUUCUCUCCUGCCUCUGGCUGUGAAAAGUAGCAUUAAUCCUGCCUGUUAACCAGACAAAAAAGUAGCAUCUCACUCAUCCUGUCCACAUGUUCUCUGCAUAUUCUUACUCUCUCUGUAUACAUUACUCAAACUCUCAAUAUAUUCUUCAGUUUAACGGGCACACUUGGUAGCUUCACAGCGAUGAUGUCUCUGCACUCAAGCUCUGCUUCCUGCGUCUAUGAUGAGAUGUUUUUAGGGCAGCCUUUGCUCCGAUCUCACAACACAAUCAGUGUUAAUCCACUUUUCUGAAGCUCUCAGUAAAUAAACGCUGCUGAUCUCAGUUUUCAUGCUGGUGUGGAGACUUGCAUGGUGUUGUCUUUCUACAACAGAAAAAAAAAGUUCAGAGCUGAGCAGAAAGGACAAAACUGAUCCAGGUUAAACAUCUUUACGCUGGUAUUUAACAGGAUGGUCUUUGUACACGUGUCGACUGUCCACAUGGCAAAAAAUACAUAAAAAUAAUAAGGAAGAAAAAAAGUGAAUGUACCUGUCACUGGAAGGCAUGCUUUGCUUUCUCUGGUUGUUUUUGUUCCUCUUUUAUACACAGUGUAUGUACUAUUUAUGAUCAUGCUUUUGGGGUGUACAUUGGUUUAAAAGAAUCUGUUAUAAAAGGUGUUAUUAAAGGAUAUAUUAUCCUGUG